AUCAACACUGCGCAUGCGUCGGCCCGUCGACCCCGCCGAGCGGAAGCGCCGGAAGCGCAUCUACAACCGUCAGAAGCAGCAGAUCUACCGCCAGAACACGCUGGACGAGAUCCGUGCGCUACAGGCGCUUGUGCCCGAGCUCGAGGCGCAGCUUCACGCGCUGCAGCAGCAGCAACCGCCCUCGACCUGCUUACCCUGGCGCGACGUGGCACUUGCGCUGCACGAUGGCACGCAGACGAGCCACGCCGACAACUCAGAGCUUAUAGCCAAGAAGUCGACCAACCGCACGCUUCUGCGCGCGAUGGUCACGUGGGUUGCGACGCAGCGCGGUCUUGCGGCGACACCGCGGUGUACGACGCCGUCGUGGCGCCAUGUAACGCUUCUGGCGGCACCAGACGCGCGAAAACUGGGCGUCGACUGGAUCACUCAGCACGUGCUGCACAACACGGACCGGAUUCUCGCGCAAUACGGGCUGCCAAGCACGGCCGACGUCCCUGGCGUCCUCCACCUCGAAGGCAUCCAGGACGAGUGCAUGCAGUAUACGAUCGUGGAUCAGAAGACUUACCCGGCGUCGCUCUCGGCCCACGCGGCCUUUGUCCGCGCCAAGCUCGCGAGCUGGUUGCACGGCAACCUUGUUGGCCAUCGCGACGCGCUCGACCUCCUCGACACCAACCUCGUCCACGAAGUCGACCCGCGCCUGCUCUACAUCCACAGCCAGAGCGUUGCGCAGGGCUCGAGCCAUUACAUGCUUUUCCGCGAGUGCCACGUCUCCGAGUCCCGCAUCGUCUUCGUGGGGCAAAACAUCCACGACGACGAAGCGCUGCCGAAACAAGCGCUGACUUGCAAUCGCACGUUCUGGGUCGUGCUGGACCGGUGCGACGAUGGCCGCGUCACACAACGCAUGGUGCUGCAGCGGUCCCAACACUAUACUAAAGACGGGUUUGUGUCGCUCGAUGAAGAGGCCCACCUGUGGGGCUGCGACCUUCGGCACUGCACGACCGACGACGAGAAGGCGGCGCGCUUCCAGAGUGAGCUCACGGCGCUCCAGACAAAAAUGCACCGAUUAGCGUGGGUGCACUUGAUAGCAUCGCCGUAA
This is a messenger RNA of Saprolegnia parasitica CBS 223.65, 1096 nucleotides long. RefSeq lists its product as hypothetical. The coding region runs from base 14 to 1096 and encodes 360 amino acids. The record is from RefSeq and is a predicted model, not a curated record. The transcript has 4 exons. NCBI's taxonomy places the organism in Eukaryota, Oomycota, Saprolegniomycetes, Saprolegniales, Saprolegniaceae.